Molecule: messenger RNA, 1058 nt
Organism: Manihot esculenta (cassava)
Lineage: Eukaryota; Viridiplantae; Streptophyta; Magnoliopsida; Malpighiales; Euphorbiaceae
Product: NAD(P)H-quinone oxidoreductase subunit M, chloroplastic
Exons: 2
Coding region: 51-755 (234 amino acids)
Molecular function (GO): oxidoreductase activity, acting on NAD(P)H, quinone or similar compound as acceptor
Source: RefSeq, a predicted model, not a curated record
GUUAGAAACCAUUGGCCUUGUCUUAAUUUCCUAAAACCCCGGGCACUGAAAUGCAAAUUCCAGAAAAACCAACAAACAAAAGUUGCAGGUUUUUGAUUUCCAGAAUUUUGGUUAUCAGAAAACUAGGUUCAUCAAUGGCAGGGACAUCCUCGUACAUGGCUUGUACCAAGUUCUCCAUGUUGGGUUGGGUAGGAGGCACAAGAGAGCUAAAUAAAAGAAGGGCCCUCUCUGUUUCAGCUCAAAAGCAAGCUGAAGUCCAAGAAGCACAGCAAGUGAAUACACAAGAGGAUGGAGAAAAACAGAAGGCGAAGCAACCGACACAGCCAAGGCCAGUGGAGCCACAAGUAAAUGUGAAGAGCAAGAACAUGACCAGAGAAUAUGGAGGGCAAUGGCUCAGCAGCGUCACACGCCAUGUCAGGAUUUAUGCAGCCUACAUCGACCCUGAAACUUGGGAAUUUGAUCAAACUCAACUGGAUAAGCUCACUCUUCUUCUUGAUCCGACAAAUGAGUUCGUGUGGACCGAUGAGACUUGUCAGAAGGUCUACUCUUACUUCCAAGAGCUUGUGGAUCACUAUGAGGGAGCAUCGUUGACGGAGUACACGCUUCGACUGAUAGGUUCAGACAUUGAGCAUUACAUCAGAAAGCUGUUAUAUGAUGGAGAAAUCAAAUAUAACAUGAAUGCAAAAGUAUUGAACUUCAGCAUGGGGAAGCCAAGGAUUGAGUUUAAUAAUGAUGGACAGAUUGAAGAUGCAUAAUAAGAUUCAAAUUGAGCAGCAGCUAGACAAUAUAUACACAGGUUUUUGGUUAUGAGUGUUGACAUGACCUGAUUUACAGUUAAUAUAAGCCUGUCACCCACAACAUUCAAAAAGUUGCAUCAAGCAAACACCUUCAGCCACCAAACUUAGCUCCACUGUGUUGACAUCUUUAACUGAUGCAAUAUUUGAAUGCACAAUCUUGUCUGCCAGAAUAUUCUUUCACAGGCUAGAUUCCACUCGUAAUCUUCUCAGAUGUCAAUAUGAAUCAGAUGCAACAUUUCCAUGUGGCAACACUUCCAAGCA